AUGCCCACAAGCUGCAUACUAAAUUCCUCCUGCUUUCCAUUGCUUCCAGUUGGCUCUCUGCCCAGUACCUCAGUAAAAUCGCCGAUAACACCUGAGGGCGUUAUCACCUCUACCCUAGCACAAGGCAAACCUUUAAUCUCGGGUGCUGCGCGCGAGGAUCCCAACUCUCCGACCGGUGACAGCACAAACCAGAGUACCAACAGGUCUGCCGCACAGCAGGUUCGUCGUCAACUCUCGAUGGUGGAUCUGGAUAAGCCGAAAGGGCCUGAUGCCCUCACCUCUGCUGCAAGUAGUAGAUUCACGUCAACCACCGAAAAACCGAGUCUCGGCGCCUGUCACCACGUAGGAUGCUGCCAUUAUCGUCAGCAGAGAGGCACCGGACGAACGAACGAACGCACGAACGACUACCAUUCCUCCAUGACUCCUGAGAAAUUAAAGACACCAGUUCAAAAUUCCCGACACUAA
Dibothriocephalus latus is the source of this 465-nucleotide messenger RNA. NCBI's taxonomy places the organism in Eukaryota, Metazoa, Platyhelminthes, Cestoda, Diphyllobothriidea, Diphyllobothriidae. The record is from the annotation of a GenBank genome assembly.